Molecule: messenger RNA, 6625 nt
Organism: Coregonus sp. 'balchen'
Lineage: Eukaryota; Metazoa; Chordata; Actinopteri; Salmoniformes; Salmonidae
Source: the annotation of a GenBank genome assembly
UAGGUUUUAUGGGUAUUAUGACAUCUACACUGUGGGGCUCUAUCAGAGUGUGGAAAGUAGGCCACAGUCUUUUGUGUGUAAAUCCAUAACAUUGACAUAAAGGCACAACACUGGCAUAUGUUGUAACCAGGCUUGGUAGAAUAAAUAAGGCCACUGAGGAUGGAAAGCGAAACAAGAACUCUAUUUAGACAAAAACAAAACAUUUGAUCAUCACAGUUGGCACUUUAAAGCUUGUGAUGUUCAAAAAUGCCAUUGAGCUCAUAGGCCAUAUAAUAUAUAGGCCUAGAGUAGUGAAUUACAGCAGUAGACUUUAGGCCUACAGUAUGGGUUGAAUGUAGAAUUUACUGAAGGGAUCCAUUUACCUGAGGUGGGGGGCGUUUACAAAGAUCAAUGCCCCGCCUCCCGAUCAAUCAUUGGUGAGGUAGAUGGGUGAAAGGUGAGGUAGGGCAGAAGAAUCGUACGCAAUUGAUGUAUGGGCUGAAGAGUGGUAGUAGACUAACGUAUUUUCCAAUAUUUUUUUGUUUCAACAUUUUAUGACACGAUAUGUAUUUCACAUUAGCCUGCAAGUUGUUUUGGGACAUGAUUAACUUUGGAGCAUCCGUGUAGUCACAGUGCGUCGUUUUUUGCUCCCGCUGACUGACAGCUGGCAACGUAUGGUAGGUAGGUAGUUGGUCAUGGAUUUCUAAUGUAACUGCAAACUAUUCGAGUUGGUGGAUCAGACAAUUUACUUCGAGAGUGCGUUUUCACAUUUUACCGUAAAUUCCGAGGAGUUCACGCUAUGGAGAGUGAAACGAACGGAAACUUAACUUCCCAGCUUCACCUGAACAACAGCACCAAUGCGAAUGACAGGUAACGCUUAUAUUUCCGUGUAUCUAAUAAUUAAUCUAACCAGGUAGUGUAACUUUAGUGUAGGUCUACCUGCUGGCUUUCAAUUCACACUAUCUAUUUCACAAGCUUGUAUUUACCAGCUGAAUUAACAUUAAAUCCACAAUUGUGAAACAUCUACGGAUUGUUUUAUAACAUAUUUAUCUUUUAAGGAUGUUUGAACAUCUCUCUCGGGAUCUUUCCUCGUUUGGCUUGGUUUUUGCUCUAAUCAGCUUGUCUCUAGGGUUGUAAUUUCACACGGGUUGAUUCAACAGCAUGUCAUCUGAUCCUAUAGCUAGCUACCUGUCACAGCAAUCCUUACCAACCAUCUAGUCUGGGUUAUUGUAGCUAAGGCUUGGCCAAUGUCAGGUCAUCUGACUACCACUGUGCUAUUACAGGCUGUGAUCAAUGCACUCUGCUGGGUCUAAAAUGUGGGUAAUGUAGAUCAGAAUGAUCCAUAGUUAUUUAAGUGCGUGUGUGUGUUUGUCUUCCCGGACUGACCCUGUCUCCAUAGGGUGGACUCCUAUGGGUUUGAGAAGCCUGAGGGUUAUGAAUCCUAUGAGGAGAUGAUGGCUCAGUAUGUAGCUGUUCUCACCAGGAGGUCUGCCAAGUGGUCCAAACUCCUGCAGGGGAAAGUCAACGUGGAAAAGAACCUGAAGGGUGAGACACGCAAACAGAGAAACACACGUUUACAUUUUAGUUAUUCAGCAGACACUCUGAUCCAGAGCGACUUACAGUAGUGAGUGCAUACAUUUUUUUUUUUUUUACUGUAGUCAUGGUUUCUGUUCUCUUAGUGAAGCGGUACGUGCGUAAAGGUGUGCCCAAGGAGCACCGAGCCCAGAUCUGGAUGGCAGCCAGCGGGGCCCAGGAGCACCUGGAGAAGAACCCAGGAUACUACCACUCUCUGCUGGGCACCGAGCAGCAGCACGACGCCAAGCUGGAAGAGACCGUCCGCAUAGGUACUGUAACUAUAUUCACAUGAUUGUAAUCACCUUUACUAAACUAAUCUCACCUGCCGUGGAUGCACCUGGGAUAUGUUCAUUAGGCCACGCAAUAUAAAAUGUUUUAUAGCGCUUUUGAGGUCCAGGUUGUCCCUCCCUGUUACUGUCCAUUUUCUUCUGUUUUGUUCCCUGAUGAACAAGACUCUGAUGGUUCCUUUACUAUUAUUGGCUGAUGGUUGAGUGUCCUGUCUUGGUAGACAUGCACAGGACGUUCCCCGACAACGUGCAGUUCCGGAACAGCUCAGAGCCCUGUCUGCAGAAGGCCCUGUACAAUGUGCUGCUGGCGUACGGACACCACAACCAGGUUGUGGGAUACUGCCAGGUACUGUGCCUUAUAGAUACUAUAAACCAGGGUUCUCCAACCCUGUUCCUGGAGAGCUACCCUCCUGUAGGUUUUAACUACAACCCUGUUCCUGGAGAGCUACUCUCCUGUAGGUUUUCGCUCCAACCCCAGUUGUAACUAACCUAAUUCUGCUUAUCAACCAGCUAAUUAUUAGAAUCAGGUGCACUCGAUUAGGGUUGGAGUGACAAACUACAGGAGGGUAGCUCUCCAGGAACAGGGUUGGAGAGCCCUGGUAUAAAUAAUCUGUUAACUGAGUGGAUCUCACUUGUCUCCUGUGUCUGACUUACCUUGUGUGUACAGUACGUCCAUUGUCGACUCUUCUGUGUGUACCUGCUCUGUCCCCAGCCAUAACUGCCUAUACCUCUCCUGUCCUCUAUAGUGUGGGUGUUGUGUGCAUACCAUGUGUGCACAGGUGUGUGUGAAGGGAGUUACAGUUUCUCUCUCAAUUCUAGGGUAUGAACUUCAUUGCAGGCUACCUCAUCAUCAUCACUAAGGAUGAAGAGAAGUCCUUCUGGCUGAUGGACGCUUUAUUGGGAAGAAUACUCCCUGGUUAGUCCCACAGACUUCUGUUGUGUCUGUCUGCUUGUCUGCUCGUCUGUUUUUGUAUGCAUGGUUGUGUGAGAGGAUGUGUGUGGUGAGGUGUGCAUGUACAGUGCCUUCAGAAACUAUUCAUACCCCUUGUCUUAUUCCACAUUUUGUUGUUACAGCCUGAAUUCAAAAUGUGUUAUAUACCCCAUAAUGAAAAAGUCUAAACAUGUUUUUAGACAUUUUUGCAAAUGUAUUGAAAAUGAAAUGCAGAAAUAUCUAAUAUUCAUAACCAUGAGUCAAUACUUUGUAAAAGCACCUUUGGCAGCGAUUACAGCUGCGAGUCUUUCUGGGUAAGUCUCUAAGAGCUUUCCACACCUGGAUUGUGCAACAUUUGCAUAAUUUGCCAAUUUUAUGCUUUACGAAAUUCUUCAAGGUCUGUCAAAUUGAUCAUUGCUAGGCAACCAUUUUCAGGUCUUGCCGUAGAUUUAAGUCAAAACUGUAACUCGGCCACUCAGGAACAUUCACUGUCUUCUUGGUAAACAAAUCCAGUGUAGAUUUGGCCUUGUGUUUUUAGGUUAUUGUCCUACUGAAAGGUGAAUUUCUAUCCCAGUGUCUGGUGGAAAGCAGACUGAACCAGGUUUUCCUCUAGGAUUUUGCCUCUGCUUAGCUCCAUUCUGUUUCUUUUUUAUCCUGAAACUCCCCAGUCCUUAACGAUUACAAGCAUACCCAUAACAUGAUGCAACCACCACACGCUUGAAAAUAUGGAGAGUGGUACUCAGUAAUGUGCUUUAUUGGAAAUGGCCCAAACAAAAAGUGAAUUGCUUUGCCAUAUUUUUUGCAGUAUUACUUUAGUGCCUGGUUAGAAACAGGAUGCAUGUUUUGGAAUAUUUGUAUUCUGUACAGCAGGGUUCUUCAAUUCCGGUCCUGGAGGGCCGAAACACUUCUGUUUUUUAUUUCUACCUGGUAGUUAAUUGCACUCACCUGGUGUCCCAGGUCUGAAUUAGCCCCUGAUUAGAAGGAGAGGAUGAAAAACAGAGGUGUUUCGGCCCUCCAGGACCGGAAUUGAAGAACCCUGCUGUACAGGCUUCCUCCUUUCCACUUAGUUAGUAUUGUGGAGUAACUACAAUGUUGUUGACCCAUCCUCAGUUUUCUCCUAUCACAGCCAUUAAACUCUGUAACUGUUUUAAAGUCACCAUUGGCCUCAUGGUGAAAUCCCUGAGUGGUUUCCUUCCUCUCCGGCAACUGAGUUAGGAAGGAUGCCUGUAUCUUUGUAGUGACUGGGUGUAUUGAUACACCAUCCAAAAUGUAAAUAAUAACUUCACCAUGCUCAAAGGGAUAUUCAAUAUCUGCUUUUAAUGUUUUUACCCAUCUACCAAUAGGUGUAUGUGUGGGGUACACUAUUAUUGCUGCCUCCCGAGUGGUGCAGCGGUCUAAGGCACUGCAUCGCAGUGCUAGAGGCGUCACUACAGACCCGGGUUCGAUCGGGUUAGGGGAGGGUUUGGCUGGCCGGGAUGUCCUUGUCGCAUCGCGCUCUAGCGACUCCUUGUGGCGGGCCGGGUGCAUGCACGCUGACUUUGGUAACACAACAAAAUGUGGAAAAAGUCAAAAGGUGUGAAUACUUCCUGAAGCCAGUGUACAUAGUUGUAGACCUACUUGUUUGUGGAAGGUUAUAUUGCUGUGUCCUUCUGUGCAAUAGCACCAUGAUCACAUGGCUUGUGGUAAGACACUGGGUUUGUCAUGCUCACAUUAUAAGAUGAAUAACCACAGGAUGUUUCUCAGGAUAUAUACCAUCUAUGUACCCCACACACACACCGUUACACUCAUCAUAUGAUGCUGCUACUGUUUUAUUUAUUUUACUCUUAUCUAUCCUGAUGCCUAGUCACUUUACCCUGCCUUCAUGUACAUAUCUACCUCAAAUACCUUAUUAUUAUCUAUCCUGAUGCCUAGUCACUUUACCCUGCCUUCAUGUACAUAUCUACCUCAAAUACCUUAUUAUUAUCUAUCCUGAUGCCUAGUCACUUUACCCUGCCUUCAUGUACAUAUCUACCUCAAAUACCUUAUUAUUAUCUAUCCUGAUGCCUAGUCACUUUACCCUGCCUUCAUGUACAUAUCUACCUCAAAUACCUUAUUAUUAUCUAUCCUGAUGCCUAGUCACUUUACCCUGCCUUCAUGUACAUAUCUACCUCAAAUACCUCGUACCCCUGCACAUUGAUCUGGUACUGGUACUUCCUGUAUAUAGCUCCACAUUGAUCUGGUACUGGUACUUCCUGUAUAUAGCUCCACAUUGAUCUGGUACUGGUACUUCCUGUAUAUAGCUCCACAUUGAUCUGGUACUGGUACUUCCUGUAUAUAGCUCCACAUUGAUCUGGUACUGGUACUUCCUGUAUAUAGCUCCACAUUGAUCUGGUACUGGUACUUCCUGUAUAUCGCUCCAUUCUUGUGUAUUUUAUUCUUUGUGUUACUAUUGUUAUUAUAGUUUUUUAACUCUGCAUCGUUGGGAAGGGCUAUAUAGUGUACACCCAUUGUAUUCAGCGUGUGACAAAUACAAUUAGAUUUUACACACACACACACACACACACAACCCCUUGUCACACACACAACUGAAUUAACCUGAGCUGUCCUUGUUGUGUUGUAGACUACUACAACCCGGCCAUGCUGGGGUUGAAGAUGGACCAGGAGGUGUUGGGGGAGCUGGUGAGGGUCAAAUCCCCGGCUGUGUGGCAGGCCAUGGUCCAACACAACGUCAUGUGGACCCUGGUGGUCUCCCGAUGGUUAAUCUGCCUCUACAUCGACGUCCUGCCUGUAGAGGUGAGGGGCAGUGGGGUCUGGGGUGGGUGUGUUUGUGUGUGCUUGUUGAGACAGUAUUUCAGUCUGGGUCCUAUCAUCACCCUGUGUAAGAUAAUUAUUAUAUUUUUUGUCUUUCACACAUCUCUCGUCUUCCCCAGACAGUUCUGCGGAUCUGGGAUUGCUUGUUUUACGAGGGUUCUAAGAUCCUGUUCCGCGUGGCCUUGACUCUGAUUCGCCACCACCAGGCUGAGAUCCUGGAGGCCCGCUCCAUGGUCGAGCUGUGUGAGCGCUUCAAACUGAUCACUCAGGGAGCCUUUACAUACGACUGCCACACCUUCAUGAAGGUAAGGUACUUCAGAAGAGAGAAGUAACCUUAGGCACAGAUCUAGGGUCUGUGAUCAGUGUCCAUUGGUAACUUCAUCCAUGAACUGGUCCACAAACAGUUUACUAACUCCUUUCUUUUCUUCCUGAUAUUGACAGGAAGUCCUCCUUUCUCUUCUUCCUCAUAUUGACAGGAAGUCCUCCUUUCUCUUCUUCCUCAUAUUGACAGGAAAUCCUCCUUUCUCUUCUUCCUGAUAUUGACAGGAAAUCUUCAGGGAACCAGGAAGUCUCUCCAUGGCAACCAUCUCUAAGCUGCGGGAGACGUGCCGAGAGCGUAUUGUGGCGGAGGAGACCAGAUUCCACCCCUGACCACUCCUCCACCACUAAUAACCUCCCUAAAGCAAUAGCCCUGCGCAUGUUCCAGGUCAUCUUUAUUUGCCCUCACGCUAAACAGAUCAUCAGAUCUCACAAUCCCUGGAGAAAUGUGUAAUAUCUCAGGAACCGUAUGAUGACAUGGCAAUCUUCUGAGAUGCUAAAAUGGGCUGAGCGAUUGUAGUACCCCAUCUAACUGAAGAUUAUUUGUUGUUCUCAGGUAGCGAUUCUUUGCAUUGUGAGAAGCAAAAACUGUAAUUUUGUACUUUUCCUGUGGUAGGAUCAUGGGAACAAUAGGUUGUGAUUUGACAGUGGAGAAGGGUUGUAGAUAAUGGUGUCAAUUCUGAAAUGAAGUCACAGGCUGUAGUCCACUCCUCCACCCUCCCUGAAGUGUACCAUCAUUCACGCC